GAAAAAAUAUGUCAAAAGGUUUUCAAAUAUUCAUUUUUUUAUUAUUCCCUUAAGUUUUGUAUUGAAAAACGUUGUUAUUUGUUUUGUCUUAAACUCGUGUUCAAUAUUCGCAAUGAUUGAAAUUUUAUCGUUGCCGCGAAGGCCAAAGGAACCCACCGUUGACAUUACAAAAUUGAAAUUAAAAUCCGGACUUCCUUUGAACAGUUUACCCGGAUGGGAGCUAAUACCGCUAAAUUGUAAACUUCCAAUGGUGAAAUGUCCCGGCAAUCAGGUGAUAUUUUCAAUAAAUAAAAUCGGGAAGAUAAUCAAAAAGAAGGAAAGGCAAGAAUUCAAUGUGUCAACCAAUGAAAGUUUGCCCGAAUAUAAUCCCCUGCAGGAUUCCCAUUUGCGCUCAUUUUAUGCCAUUGAACGAAAUUUAAAACGUUUGAGGGAGAACGGGGAAAUUACCGAGAAUAAUGAUGUCAUAUGUAAUUUGAAAGAUUUUAAUAAGUAUCGCCAGGAACUACACAAGGCAAAGGUGUAUUAUAUUCUGCAGGAAAUGAAUCGUAUGGAUUUGGAGCAACGUGAUCGUGUACUCAUAAACAAUGCCGAAUACAUAACCAGCUGUGAUCAUCGCAAUCUGGCAGCACGUCAACACAGCUACAAUGAAGUGCUGCAAAGAAAGAACACAGCAGAUCAGCAGCGUUGGGAGCGUUUUAAGAAGUUGUGGAAAUCCAAGCAGGAUAAAAUAAAUUAUAUUAAAGCUACAAAAACCCUUGAAUCAACAACGGCGGAACAUCAAAAACUUCUGCGUCAAUUGGAUAUGAAAAGGCAUUGGGAACAAUGUCAUGAUAUUCAACGUAAAAAACUAAUCAAAUUCAAAAAACUUAUUCAAUUCAAAAGUGAUCGCUUUCAUAAGAAUAUCAAGCGUCUGCACACGGCCCGCACUCAACAAACCGGGGCGAAAGAAAUGGAUUUGUGGAAGCAACGUUUGGCAGAGCGUAUACGAAAUCAAGAGAAAAUUCGUAGUAUUUUGAGUGAAAUUGAGCGGGAGAAACAAUCCUAUAUUGAAGAACACAAAGCGAAUUGCCGAGAGAAAUGGCAAAUGAUACAAAAAGAGAUCAGAAAUCGUUCAUUACACAAUCGCCGGAAAUUAAAUUUGACCAUGGGCAAGAAGGAUGAAGGCAAGAAUCAGAAUUCGAAACUCACUUCAAAUCCAUCCUACUGUGGUGAUUUUCAAGCAAGCUUUGAUAAACUGCUCGAUGAAGAUGUUUGUAAGGCUUUAAAUGCUGUCUUAGAUAUGGAGGCGAAUUCGCAGGUGCCCUUUGAGGCCAAUGAUCCAAUUUAUAAGGCUGCCCAAUUUAUUAUGCAACAUAUUUUAAAGAAACUCAAAAAAGACCUGUCUGGCGAUAAGGAGGCUUUCGAUAGCCUCUCAUGUCGCAUCGGGUGCUUUUUCGAUGAGGCAAAGAAGUUUGUCAUAUUCAGAUCGACACAAAUCAUUUCGGCAAUACGCAAGGCUUUAGCGGAAGGUCAAUGCCCCAAUUCUAGCGUUUUUGGAAAUGGUUCCAUGUCUCGUCCCUUUCUCAAGCGUACAUCUGGCGGCCGUGUUUCUUUUAAUAAUACGUCGAGUACCAUUGGCAUUUCUAGUUAUGAAAUUCACCCUUUAAUUGAAGUUCGGGAAGUGGGUGAUCGCCGACCAACGCCUGCGGGUUCCUUGGCCUCAAUUGUAGUCGACUCAACGGCCAGCUUGUUGGAAAAGACGCACACCAGUCACCUGUGUCGCAACGAAUUGGUAUUUAUUGAACACUAUUUGACGAAAUUCAAACGAGAUUUACUGGUUGGUAUUGGUCGACGAGUAUUUGCAGCCAUACAGUGUCAUUUCGAGAACAAGAUUAUGAAUGUGCGACAAGAAUUGUUGGAUAUUGAUCGAAAAUUCUUGGUAAAACAAUCAACAAAAUCCAUACUGAGAUAUGCCAUAAAUCCACUUGACUUUGAAUCGAAUUUACGCCUUUGUAUCAGUGCUCUGUCGAGUGACAUCAUUUGGUCAUUGCAAAAGGUUUUGUUGAAAAUGCCCACAGAUCCAAGACGUCCCAUCAAACCGCGGGCGAAUUGUCAAUGUAUGCAAGAGAAUCAAAUGUAGUCAUGUCCAUUUGGAAUUGUUUGCAAUUUAGAAAUUAUUAAUAAAUUUGAUAUAUUUAGAUAGAA
This is a messenger RNA of Musca domestica (house fly), 2184 nucleotides long. RefSeq lists its product as uncharacterized. The record is from RefSeq and is a predicted model, not a curated record. The transcript has 6 exons. NCBI's taxonomy places the organism in Eukaryota, Metazoa, Arthropoda, Insecta, Diptera, Muscidae. The coding region runs from base 113 to 2119 and encodes 668 amino acids.